Messenger RNA from Contarinia nasturtii (swede midge), 15652 nucleotides. RefSeq names its product protein split ends (gene spen). Gene Ontology annotation, molecular function: mRNA binding. Gene Ontology annotation, cellular component: nucleus. NCBI's taxonomy places the organism in Eukaryota, Metazoa, Arthropoda, Insecta, Diptera, Cecidomyiidae. Gene Ontology annotation, biological process: regulation of transcription by RNA polymerase II. The transcript is spliced from 15 exons. Bases 747 to 14543 code for a protein of 4598 amino acids. The record is from RefSeq and is a predicted model, not a curated record.
AUUCUCACCGUAUUGGUACAGUGAAAAGAUAGUAUUUGCUCGAUACAGUGAACCAAUAUUAAAUGUGUGAUUCAAAUUGAUUCAAAAAAAGCAAGAGAGAAAGAGAGCGAAGAAAGAAGCAAAUUAAAAUGAAUGUAUAUUGAAAAAAAAGAGAAGAAUCGAGAGACAUCGAUGUAACCAUUGAAUGUUUUUCUCAUUUUAUGUUCACGUAACUGUCUAUAUAUUACUGUGUGUGACAACUGCUUCUCCGCUCUUGUGAAUUAUUAUUAUAUAGAUAACAUUUUGGAAGAAAAAAAGAAAGAAAAAAGAAAUAAGUGCUGCCGAACUGUCAGAAUUGAAUUAAAAUUCUGAAAAUAGAAAUUAUUCUAGUGCACACAUAUUAGCUGUUUCCAUGUGAAUGUUUUAACGUGUAAUAGUCGAGUGUUCGUGUUCGAAUCUGCGCGCGUGAGAACGAGAGAAAAAUUAUAUAUUUAUAAUAUUUAGUAAUUGCCAGCCGAAACAAAAGGAAUAUAUACGCAAUUUUAUUUUUAUUGUUGUUGUUUUGUUUACCAUCAAAGUCCGUGUCUCGCGCAUUAUUCAAAACCGUAAUUUUUCGAUAACAGAAACUAUAUUACUACACAAUAAUAACAAAGUAAAUACACAUACAAAAAAGAAUAAAAAAAAAAUGUUUUGGCAAAAAGUGUGAGUUGUUUACACGGAAUAAACAAACAGUGAAAUCAUCGCCUCCAUGAAGGAUUCAACGCAAAAUGGUACGCGAGACUCGACACCUAUGGGUUGGAAAUUUGCCCGAAACAGUACGAGAGGAUAGAAUACGAGAGCAUUUUAAAAGAUAUGGACGUGUUCAAAGUGUCAAAAUCCUAUUGUCUUCGAAUUGCAAUCCAAAUUUAUUGUUAUCAAUUGGCUCAUCGUCUGUACCAAUCAAAGAUCACAAUGAUUCUACCGACGAUCACUCGAUCUCUAUGUACAAUUUUAAUAAUAAUGUUAGCCUGUGUUCGCCAACAACAAAUUCAUCCAAUUGCGCCAUUGGCAGUGUGUGCGCAACGGUUGCAUUUAUGGAUAUUAAAUCAGCGUCGAAAGCACAUACGGCCGAACAUAAAUUUGAUGAUCGCGUAUUGACCACUGAAUAUUAUGAACCAUCGUCAAUACCAUCGACAUCGGGUGAAAAUUCACCAUCAUCAAUAUCUAGUUUAACAAAUGCAACGUCAGCGCAACAGCAUCAAACAGCACAACAACAACAGCCAUCGCCACAACAUGGCUCAAACACAUCGAAUUUAUCGGGAUCCGUUCAACAGUCAGUACAACAACAGUAUUCGUCAUCGACGACCGUUUCACCACCGGUGGCACAUCGGCUAUCCACAUCAAAUCAUGGAUCAUCCGAGGAUUUGUCACCGAAUUUUGAUCGGAAUAUUUACGAUCGUAGUACACGCUUAAGUGAAUCAUCCGCCUCCGAUAUGUAUAUUAGACGACCAAAUUAUCAUCACAGUGAAUCGAGAGGUAGACCGAGAGAUAGACAUUUUAGAAACGGUUCAUAUUCGUCAACAGUAGAUAGGUCAAAUUCUUCAAGCAUUUUACACAGGUCGUCUUCGAAUACAUGGUAUGAAAGUUCGAAUGUAUCGAAUACAAGUCGAAAUGUGUACGGUAAUUUACCGAGUGCGGCAGUUGUUGUAACGCCUGAUAGCGCAUAUGAUACGACAACCGAUCGUCGAACGUCAGAAACCGAAUGUUCUUCCAAAUCAAUAAGUAAAAACAGAGGUCUGAUAAAAAAGAAGAAAUCACGAUCGGGUUCAGAAUCACCGUGCGGUGAUAGUACAACCAGCCGAUCGAAUUCUCGAAGUCCUAGUUGUAGUUCAACAAAUAGUGGAUCUUCACAUUCACAUGGUUCAAGUAGUCCGACAAGUAGUGAUAAAUCACGUGUUAGAAAUUUACAAUCGGCCGUAUCAACGCCGGCCACAAAUUCAUCAUCAAAUUCAAAUCCUGCCGUUCACUCCGAAGAUAAUCGACCGUUGGCGAUUUGUGUACGAAAUUUACCGUCACGAUCAUCGGAUACAUCGUUAAAAGAUGGCCUGUUUCAUGAAUAUAAAAAGCAUGGCAAAGUGACGUGGGUCAAAGUGGUUGGACAAAGUUCGGAACGAUAUGCGUUAGUAUGUUUUAAGAAACCAGAAGAUGUGGUCAAAGCAUUGGAGGUAUCGCAUGAUAAAUUAUUUUUUGGCUGUAAAAUUGCGGUGGCACCGUAUCAAGGAUUCGAUGUUGAUGACAACGAAUUUCGACCAUACGAAGCUGAAUUGGAUGAAUAUCAUCCGAAGGCGACGCGCACAUUGUUCAUAGGAAAUUUAGAAAAAGACAUAACAGCAACCGAGCUUAGAAAGAAUUUCGAUGGUUUUGGAGAAAUUAUCGAAAUCGAUAUUAAAAAGCAAGGUGUUAAUGCGUACGCAUUUUGUCAGUACUCAGAAAUAGCGUCGGUGGUGAAGGCAAUGCGACAAAUGGACGGUGAACAUUUGGGUUCGACACGAAUAAAACUUGGCUUUGGUAAAUCAAUGCCAACGAAUUGUGUAUGGAUUCAUGGUGUUUCGGAAAAUGCCAGUGAAAAUUAUCUAACAACACAAUUUAGCCGAUUCGGUCCAGUCACACAAAUAACAAUGAAUCACCGAGCGAAGAUGGCAUUGGUUUUUUUCGAACAAAUUUCAUACGCCCAAAUGGCUGUUAAGGAAAUGCGGGGCGUCACCUUACGCGGAAAGAAGCUUCAAGUUGAUUUUGCAUCACGCGAAUGUCAAGAUGCUUUCUAUGAUAAAAUCGAAAAGAAAAAUUCUGUCACACCGGAUCGUGUAUUUGAACCAAGCCGAGAGGUGACACGAACAUUUGAAAAUACAACCACGUUGAAUAGCCGCUUUAGUCGAUAUGAUACACCAGCACGUUCAAGGACAUCAUCGUUUAGUCUUCAUGGUGCCGUUUCACCUCAGCCAAGUUCAGCAACACCGCGUGGUGGUUCGUUUGUACGACGAAAUAGUCGAUACUCGAAUGUCGAUUACCAUGACGAUGAAUACAUGUCAGUGGAUGGUCGCACAUCGUUGAAAAAGACCACCACAACGGUCGCACAAUCAAUGGAAUGUGAUUCAGAGCGUCGUAUUAAAAGCUAUGAUGAAUACAGUCAGGGAUCAGCUGCUUCGCACGAUGCCGAUGAGUACAAUGUUUUCCGAACCGAUUCACCGCAAGACCGAAUAGUUGCCGCAAAUGAUUUGGACGGUGUGACAACAAUGCCCAAUCGACGAAAAUACGAUGAUGAAUUUCCCUAUGCAAAAAAGAAUCCAUUCAACACAAAUGAUAUAGAUGCAAUUGAGCGACGUGACAAAAGUCCGAUCAUUGAUGAUGAUUACUUUUCAAGUACCGGUAAACAUCAUCGUGUGCAAAGCGUUGUCGUUUCGGCUGAUUCGGUGGCAACACCAACAGCAAUUGCAGCACCACCGCAUACAAAUUCAAAUGCACACUUUCAACAACCCGGCGAUAUUCGUCAUUUGCAAAAGGAACGUUCUCAAUUGCUUGAGCAGCUAGAAGAAUGCCCGUCCAGUGGCGAUGAAAUUUUAAGCCCGAAAAAACGAAUGAAAUUCGACAAUGCUGAUUCCGGCAAUCUUGUACAAACGAACCUAGUUAAUGAUUCUAACUGUGAUGCUACUUUAAACAAUCUAAACGACACUAAUUUAUUACACCAUCGAAAGAAUUCGGAAGUGAGACGAUUAUCAGAAUGUAAUUCAUCAAAACAUAAUGUGAACAACAUUCGACGGCCGUCAACCGAUAGCGGAACAUUAAGGCAUUCGCACAUUCGAAAUAGCGGCAGCUCUACAUCGUACAAUGAACUCAGUGAACAAAUAUCAGCGUAUCAACCGCAUCCAUAUUGUAAACGACGCCGAACUACCGCCAAUUCAAACAGUGAAAAUGAACAUCAUUCAUCAAAGGGUCGUGGACAUCAAUUGCAUUCACAUCAUUCGCACGAAGCAUCGGCCAGUGAAAGUGCAGAUGGUUCAAGGCCUGGUACACCGCUCUGUGAUGAACGACCCGAAAUUAUGGUACCGGCCGAUCCACGACGCCAAAUACGCGAUAGAUAUACAAGUCAUUCGACAUCGAUGUACUUACCAUUGCCGAAAUUUGGUGUACACAUCUUUCAACAGAGUCGUGCAUUCAGCUCAACACAUUCGCUAUCUUCCUACUUAUUAACCAGUCAUUCUAGUCGAAAUACUUUAUCAAGUCCACCGCCUGCAUUGCUCACACGACCAUCAUCAAAUGGUAGUAAUAUUUUAUUGAGUAAUGUUCAGCAUUCGCAUCAACAUAACUUCCAAUCAAAACAACAACACUCACAUCAAACUGAGCGCUCCUCUUCGCAUCAGUCCCAUCAACCGUCAUCGACGAUUGAAUCGUCGUCGUCAUCGUCGUCGGCGACGUUGUCAUCGUCCACAUCGUUGUCAAAACCGUCGUUGUCUCAUCACCAGCCAAACGUACAUCAUUCAACAUCGCAAAGUGCACCACCACCGCCACCGCCACCAUCAUCAUCGUCGUCGUCGUCAUUAUCAACAAUGGCGUCGUCUUCAUCGAUUACUACAGCAUCAUCCAUUCAGGAGUGCAAGCAAUCGAAACUUUCUCAGGUUCAAUCGACGGAAUCGCAGAUAAAACCGAUCAAUACUGCUAGUUUGUUGAGUCCCGCGGCAGCGGCAGCAGCAGCUGCAGCAGCACAGCCAAUCGAACAACCGCCAGAGAGUCCGUGUAAAGCACCAUCAUUGAGUUCAAAUUCAAGUGAUUCGGAAAUUGGAACGAGUCCAUCAUUUGAUGAGCGCAUUAAAAAUCUGGACGAGAUGUUUGAAAUGUGGAAUGGUGGCAUUCCGGCACGGUCAUCGGCAUCAAUAUCAGUGAGUGAUAAUCCAACAACACCCACAUCAGCGUCCAGUUUCUCUGGUCGCCAUAAAUUCCUUGAGCUUGAUGUGAACGAUGUUAAACCGUCGGACAUUUUGAAAUCAGUUUUGUCAAAAAAAUCGAUUUUCGACGAUGAUUUCAAGCGACUCGAGAACAUUGGAGAGAAAUAUGAACCAAAAGACUUUAUCAAUUUGAAUCGACCGAUAGCCACAGCAACAACAACAAUAACAGUCGCCACAAAUAAUAGCAAGCCAAUAACAACACCAACGUGCAGUAGUCAAUUGCCAAAAUUACAUUCAACGCCACAGCAAACACCAACAUUUACUACCCAGAUCAGUCAAGUGUUGCCACGUUUAAAUGCCGUUUCACCAAUGAACAGCCCACAGCCGCAAUCGCCGUACAACAGUCCAUCACCAUCGCCGAUUGUUGUGACGCCGAAUAUGUCGGGUGCAAAAAUGUCAAACAACAUAGCGACCGUGCAACCGGUUAAAGGACUACAAUAUCCAUUCCCAACACAUCCGCCAAUUGCUGCGUCCGUUACAAAUCUUACGAAUGCUACAACGCCAGCAACUAUUAAUAAAAUUGCCGAAAAUUCCAGUUCUUCGCACGAUCCAGACUCAUCCAAAUCAAAAUCACAUGCCAGCAAACCGGCAAACUCACACGAAAAGAAUCAUGCCAGUUCAAAUAAUGGUUCAAAGAAUUCAAAUCAUACAAAUCGUUUGCUCAAUAAAAGUGCUUCGGUACCGGGUAGCAAUCAUUCGGGCACCGUUCGAACAACACUCACAUCAAGUUGCAGUUUGAAUAUUAGCAUUAAAGAAGAAAGUAAUGAGUCGCUUGAGAAUGUGAUUCCGACACGAAAAACGUCACGCGAAGAAAAGAAUUCGAAUGCAAAGAGCGAGCAUGCAAAAAAGACUGAUUUAUUGGAUCGAAGAAAAUGGGAAUCGAUCAGUAGUGAAAAUUCGGAUCCAGCCUCCAGUUCGGAAAUCCUAUCCGAACGAACUGAAAACGAGCGUGUCGGACACGAACGGCACGAUUCAAUGAAAAUGGACGCGGGAAAAAAUAAGAAUAAAAUACGAAAUCACAAGAUAGAGAACGAAAUUGAAUCACAAGAUAGAGACGAAUCACGCAUUAAAUACGAGCUUGAAUCAAAGAAAACGGACGAAUAUGAAUAUCGACGCAGAGAAAUGGAAAGCGACGAUGCUGUUCAUAAUUGGAAACCGGAAUACAAACAAAAUCCAUCAAAAGAUCGAGAGCAUGUUAUUACGGUUAAUCAUUUCACAAAGAGCGACAAACAUAACAAAGAAAAUGCGACCAAAUCCCGAGAGAGUACACCAUUGGAUCGUCAGCAAUAUAGCAGCAGUGGUAAUGGUGACGAUGUUAAGAAUUCGAGCAAAAAUAGUCGUAGCAAUUCACCGAACAAAAUAAUGCCAAAACGACGAUUGAGCUCACAUGAAUCGGUUGACAGUGACGAUGGCAAACGGUUUAAAUUCAAUCCCGAAAGUGUUAAAUCAAUGGAGCGACGCGAUUUUAAAGAUCCAAACGGUCGAUCCGGCGACAAAUCGUCAAAACAUCAACGGAAUUUCAGUAAAAUGAACAAUGUGCACAAGAUGGAAGACAGCUCAUGCGAUAUGAUGGACGAUCGAUCGAAAAAGGAAAGCAGCUUUGAAGACCGUAGAAAGGAUCGUGAAAGUGAUAAACAUCGCAGCAGCAGCAAAAGUGAGAAAUCAUCUUCACACAGGAGUCGACGCAGCAAAGAUGAAAAAUCAACAAGUCAAUUUCAUAUGGAAACACAAAGUGGCUUUUCAAACGAUGGUCGUCUCAGUGACGAUGAAAUCAUGAAAAAGUCAUCAGAGAAUAAGGACAAUAAACGUUUAAAUAUGUUUGAACAGCAUCGUCAUCAUAGUCAUGAAAGGCAAAGUGCACGCGACCAUCGUGAGGAUAAAUCUAAAUCAGAAAAACGAAUGGAUCGAUUAAAUAGUAAUGAAAAGCGUUUACGAAACGAAGAUUCACAUGGAUCGUCAAAGCAGCAGCUAACGAAUCCAUCAAUGGAUUUGCGUCGUAUUCGUAAGCAAACAUCGAAUAGUUCGGACGAUUCGGAUUCCGAUGGACCGAAAAAGCAUUCCAUUUUCGAUAUACCCGACGAUGGUCCCGCAUACAUUUCCAUGUACGACAAGGUGAAAGCACGUUCAUGUAAGAAUAUGCAAAAACAAGAAGAGGAAAAGAAAAUAAAAGCCAAAUUCAGUCAAUUGAAAGAGAGCCGAGCGAAACGCGAAGAAAAGAAAAAUUCAAAUAGCUACGAUGAAGAUUCGGAUUCGGAUAUGGACACAAAUGAACAACGUGUUAAACAUAAAAAUAUGAAACAUUUCCUUGACUCAUCGUCCGAAGACAGUGACGGUCGUCAUUCGAUGAAUAAAGACAUGGUUUCGGAUUCGGGAUCGAGUUCACGAAAAGGACAUUUCCGUCGGAAUCGAUUGAAUGAACUGUGCGAUGGUGAAAGUUCGGAAAAUAGUUCAUUACAUCAAUUCCAAAUGAAACCACGGCGUCGCAUUUCAUCACGGAAAAAUUCACGUUCUGCUCGUAUUGCAUCCGAAACAUCAGACGAUGCAAGCGAAAGUGCAACACCAUCACAACUGCCGCAACCGGUGAUCAAAGAGGAGCAUUCAGAGAAAACAAACGAUGAUGAUGUUAAAUGUGAAAUUAAAACGGAACACAGUAACAUUCCAAAGGAAGAAAAACAUGAUAUGGGUCAGUUUAAGAUUAAAACCGAACCAGUCGAUUAUCCAUCGCCCGAACGUUCAUCGAAUCAGUGCGAUUUAUCGGAUGGCGAUUCAAUAACACCAAGUAGCAAAGCAUCUGAAACGAAAGAAUCGAUAUUCGAUAAUUUGUUCAGUUCUGAAGCUAAGAAACGGCACAAGAAAAAUAAGAGACGUCAAAAGAGCCCAUCGGUUUUAUCGACUGAUGAGUCGAAACCAAUCAAACACGAAGAAAUUAAAGUGGAAAAAUCCAAUUCAAUGGAAACAAUGUUUGAUGAAUUGAAACGCGAUACAAAUGAAAAGAAACGUCACGGUAAAAAGGAGAAGAAACGUGAUAAAUCAUCAAAAGAACAACACGAUAAAUUAAAAGAGGAAAAAUAUCGCAUGAAAAAAUUGAAGAAACAAAAUCGUUUGUCAUCCGAUACAUCGAUGUUUGAAUCGCAAGAAAGUUUCACUUCAAGUAAACGUGGUGAAAAAAUGGAAGACAUUUUUGGACCCAUUUCCGAUGAUGAUUCACACAUCUCUGCAACCAUUGACACACAUAAAACGACCAACAAAUCGAAUGCAUCGAAUAACAUUCAUUCGAAUAAAUUGAGCGGUGCACAAUCGACGGCGGCAGUGCACAAUCAAAAUGAAAAUAAUUCCGAAGCAAAAUCACAGUCCAGUUCGCAAACGGAAAAGGAAAAGCAUCGCGAAAAGAAACGGGAGAAGAAACGCAAGGAACGUGAAAAGCAACAACAACAAUCGAUCAGCAGCAAAGAUGAUGAUAAUAGCGUUGAUUUGGAUGCAGCCGCACGGGCAGUGGAAGCAAAACUACUUGAAGAUAGUGAACAAAAACCAGAAGAAAUCACCGACUUUGGAUAUUUGAAAGAGAAUACCAACAAAAUGGACAUCUCUUCGGAAAAACCAUACGAUGAUGUAUUCCGUUUUUCAGAGACCGAAGAAGGUCCGGACAAUAUGUUUUUGUCACGCAAAUCCGACAACAACGACAGUCAUCGAUCGAAAGACAAGAAGAAAAAGAAGAAGAAGUCAAAGGAAGAAAAACGACAUCAUCAUCAUCAUACAAGUCAUUCGUCAUCGUUUAUUUCGCCACCAACAACUCCACGGCUGACAAUUGAUACCGAUUUAAUGGAUGAUCUGCCAUUGGCCAAAGAUUCGCCGAUUUCAAUGGACAGUCGGAAAUCAAGCGAAGAACCGGCCGAACCAACGGCCAAAGAGAACAAAACCGAAUCGAAGCACGGUGAUGACAAGCGUAAAGAUGCAAAAAUUAUCCCUGGUUUUGGUUUGGAAAUCGAUGCAAACAUCUAUGAUUCAGCCGUUCAAUCGAUCUCAUCCAAUUUCAAUGUGAUUGAAAAAUCUGAAACCGAAAAAUUACCGGUUGAAGAGAAAUCCGUUCCAAGUCCCGAUAACAAAUCAAAUGAUAAAAUCGAAGAAAAAUCACGGGUUGUCAUCUCACAAGAAGAAACUGAAGAUGCGGUGGCCGCAUUGUUGGGUGAAAGUUUCGGCAUGACCGAUGGAUAUUCGUUCGGUGAAGAUGCAAUCAUUGAAGAAGGUUCGAAUAUGCAAUCAUCGGACGGUGCCAUUGCCGAAGAAGAGGCCGAAGAAAUGCGAAAGGCGGUACAAAGCUUGGGCAAUGAUGAUUUGGAUAUGAAAGCAGACACACCACAAAGUGAUAAUGGUUUGCAAAUUGACACCGAUACCGAAGAGCCAGACGACGGAAAUGCCUUACAAAUUGACGAAAGUGUCUCGCACGAGGACACCAAACCUGAAUCACCAAAGGAAAAGAAAUCGAGUGGCAAAGAAAUUGAAACAAAGCCAAGCGAGGUUAACAAGAGCUCGGCCGUGUUUACAGUUGAAAAUGCACAAGAUAAUAUUUGCAAAAAUAGCGAUAAAUCACAGUCGGAAUGUAUUCAAAAGACAACGAUUGUUACACCAUCGAAAGCAUUUGUGGAGCCACCGAUUUUACCACCAAUUAUUCCAAAAUUGGCCGAAGCUCCAACUGAACUAUUGUCAGUAACAAUUAGUACACCAACUAUGAACAAACCGAAUAUCAUUCAAGUGCCGAGCAUUUCAAAUGACAAACCCAAACCAUCUCCGCCAAGUACAAUUAUUCAUCAUACUCAAGCUACAACUGUUACACAACAACCAACAACGUCAACAACAAUUCAAAAUCCAAUUUUGAAUCGAGUGGUCGCACCACAAAUUCGGCAACCGUUCAACAUAAGCCCAGCCAAAUCUUCCCUUUCCCACGUUGUGAUUCAACAGCGUCAAAUUGUACCGCCACCAGUACAAACGACACCAAACAAACCACCCACUACUAAUCCACCACCAAAUCGUACCUCUUCUGUUGUUAUGCCACCAACGUCGAAACCUGUAAUUGCUGACACUGAACCAAAACAUACGGAAAAUGAUGAAACAACAACAGCCACACCUUCCACAUUGAUCAAUACACAAAUGCCACAAACACCCAAACAAAUUGUGUUUGAAACAAAAAUACCUCAAAAAUCUGACGUCAAAGAGGAUACGCCCUCGAAAUCUCCGAUUCCAUUGGAGAAAUUGGCUGAAAAUAAUAAACAACAAGACGAUGUACCAGCGACGGCUACAACAUCGGUGAUUAAGAGCAUUUUAUUGAAAUCAACGACAGAGCCAGAAGUAAAGGUGAAAGAAGACGAAAACGAUUCAUCGUCAGCUUGGACGGCAAAGGAAGUGAAUAUUGAAUCGGUGAUCAAGGAAGUGGAUGCGUUGUGUACGACGGAUGAAGAGACAAAUAUCGAAUCGAAGGUGAUUGUCAAGCCAGAACCGCCAAAGGUCGAAAUCACGGAAGACAUUCCUGUCGAAAAGAACGAUGCAAAGGACGCCGGUAAAAUCGAUGCCAAAAGCCAAACAAAACGUGAAAAAAUCACUCGUAAUAAGAAAACACAACAGGUCGAAAUGGAAGUUCAAAAAUCACCACCAAGCGCGUUGGCCACCAUUGAUCUGCAGUUGGGCGUUCAAACACGUCGCGGUGUCACAACCAAACCAGUGGUCGUCGUUCAACCGAAACGUGGACGCAGCAAUCGAAAUGCGUCACCCCGAUCAAAGGGCGGUGCUAUUGUUGUUGUCGGCAACGAUAAAUCACGUAGCAAUAAUUCGGAGUCAGACAUUUAUGAAUUCCACGAGGAUUCGGGCGAAGAAACAAUGGCCGUGCAAACGAAUGAUGCGCCAAGAACACGCGCUUUAUCGUUCUCAAAACCAAGCACUCAACCAUCCAGUCCGAAUACCCAAAUAACUCCAAAUGAGCCAAGCAAACCACAACCGAUAAUUAGUGCAAUUGAACCCGAACCGAAACCCGUUCAAACCGCUGAGACUGAGAAACCGCUUGAGAAACCAAAUGAGGGAUCACAAGACGAGGCAAAGGAUGAUCUUGUUGCAUUGAAUAAUUUGCGCAAGAGUCGUCGAUUGAUUGAACGCGAUGGUUCGAGGAGCACUAUUGACGAUACCAUCGAAGAUGUGGUUAAGAAUCUUUCGAAAGAACAAACGGUAAUCACAACAUCAGCUUCAGCGGUGCAACCCACAUCGGGUCAGGCCCAACCAAGAAGAUCGACACGUAGCACGGCAAAUCAAAUGGCUGUCAAACUGACCAUCAACGAAAAGACCGAAUUGCGUAAAUCACCACGUCCAACACGAGGCGGUGCAAAGGAUAUUAAAACGACCGAAACAGAAGUCACUGCUGAUGACAAUAAGGGUGACGAUACACAGCGUGGCGAAAUUCAUGAAGAAAAACGUGACAAUGACUCGGAGGCAACACAAAGUGCAUCCGAAUCGGGCGAAACAAGUCGCAUCGAAUCACAUAAACCGGAACAAGUUAAAAUAAUUGAAGAACCGAAAAUACCGGCUCAUCCAGUGGUUAAGGAACUGCUGUCAAUCGAUGUUGAAAAUCGAAAAUCAUCAUCUGUCGAGCCAAUGACAUUGAUUGAUCCGGUGACUGGUGAGAUGACAGUUGUACAGGAGAAAAACGAAGGACAAUACGUUCCAGUGGUUGGCGGUCAUGGCGCUGAAUUUAUGAAUAAGCCAAGUGUUUUGGUGACAUCACGUGAAAUUCGUCCGAUUAUUGAAACAACAACAGCCACCACAACAUCGGGCAUCGUAUCAAAAGUGUCAAACACUCCCGUUAUGACAAUUGUGAGCAAACCGAUGCCGAUGCCGAUGCCAAUUUCCGUGCCAAUGCCAGUGCCGACAACAACUCCGAUACAUGUACAAAAAUCAACGGUUGUCAUCACAUCGAAACCAAUCGAACCACCAGCACACAAUGUCCCAUUGUCGAUGUCGAUUGAGAAAACACUGGCUCCACAAUUACCACAGCCACAAAUUCAAAUUCAACCGAUCGUUCAUGCCCAGCCGACGCCAAUGCCAGUACAACAACAACCACAUCCACAUCCGCAUCCACAUUCGCACUCAAUGAAAACUCAUGUCAUGACUUCACCGCAUGUGAAAGUGUCACAAGCACCAGUUAUAUCGAGCGCUGGCACUCCGGUAAUUUUGAGCACAACUGUUCCAAGUAUAUCGCAUAUGUCAAAUGUCCAACCGGUUAUUAAAUCGACGGCAAUCAUUCAAAGUAAUAUUGUCCAACCGAAUAUUCAAUCGCAUAAAUAUGGCAAAGAUUCACCGGCAACUGUGAUUGCCCAGCAGCCACAAUAUCCGCCGAAAAUUCAAGUAUCUGUUGCUCAACAGCUACCGCAACCAACACCACCACCACAUUUGCAAGCGCAACACAAGAACACAUUGAUUGUGAAUAUUCCAUCUAGUUCACCGGCCAAUAUACCGGCACAUUCGCCACGCCACUCACCAAGCAUUGCAGCCAAGGUGACCUAUACACAAGCCUCAAUUCAUGAACCACAGUAUUCGAUUCACGUUCCAAAACAUUCAGUGGCCAAUAUUCAUCCACCGCAAAUAUUAUCGCAAAAACCGCUUGUCAUUCAUCCGAAUAAAAUGCACAUGCCACCGACCUCAACGAAUUAUACAUCCGUUGUGCAGUGCAGCGGAAAGGUUAUACAAACACAGUCACAUCAUAUGCCGCAGCCUGGGCCAAUGGUUCAAAUGGGACCAACACAACCGAUGCCAAUGCAACACAUUUCACAGCAGCAACACCAACAACAACAACAACAAUCAAAACCGGGUUCAGCUCAUCAAAUUAGCAUACAAUCGACACAAUCCGCACCAUUUGUUGGCAACGUUCCACUGCAAGUGCGAACCAGUACAAGCAAAUACGAAACGGUUCCAUCGCCGAAAUUAAGGCAACACAUUUUGCCGCCAAACAUUCAACAAAUUCAAACGCCACCACCUUCGAUCGCACAACAGCAACAGCAACAGCAUCAGCAACAGCAACAGCAUCAGCAACAGCAACAGCAACAGCAUCACCAUCAGCAUCAGCAACAGCAACAACAACAGCAUCAGCAACAACAACAGCAUCAGCAACAGCAACAGCAAUCUGUUGCCAAGCACAUUCCGUCACAGUCGAUGCCAACAUCAAAUCAAAUACGACUUCAUCAAGCCUCGCAAAUAAUGACCGGUGCCGUUGCAAGUCCACCACCAAAACAACCGCACUUGAGCAGCCAACAACCAAUAAUUGCCAGUGCCAGUAGUUCUCGUGUUAACGUUCCACCAUUGAGUCCACAAGGUCAACAAAGUCGGCCGCAUAGUGUACAACAGCCAGGAUUACCUGUUCCUGGAUUUGAAGCUAAUUUGCAUUCGGAUAUUGGUGGAUUUAGUUUACUUCGAAAUCAAAGUCCACCGCCUGCUCAUCAGCAGGCUUCUCCCAUAACUCCAGUUAACUUGGGUGAUGCUGGUUAUCCAAAUGUACCAAUUCUUGGCAUUCAAAAUUCGUUAAUGUUCUAUCAGAAAUAUUACCGUGCACCCGAAGCACUGGCCCAUGGAGCUCGAAUUCCAUUCGAAGAGCCAUUGGGAACAAGUCCACCGUUAGAAUUGCGUCGAGCAGUUGCUGGACAAAGAGUUGCCGUGCCAAACAGUUUACAGAGUCCUCAAGAUCGUGCUACAGUGAUUCCACAUCCACACUAUCCAGACGUUGGUGCGCGAUUCUAUGAAAGUGCACGUCCGACCAUACCAACAGCAACUGAACCACCACCAGCUCAUCGAAAUCAAAUAAGCGCAACGCCGCCCAUCAACUAUGCGGCUGCCGGUGAAUUGCCUGCACAUUUGAUGCCAAAAACAUUGGAACGUGAACGUGAACGCGAACAAAGAGAAAAAGAACGAAAAUCAUCAAUACCAGGACACACAAAUACACCAUGCCCAAGUGGAAUGGUGUCGGCAAUGGCGACACCCGGUCCCGGCCGAAGUUUACAAGUCACAACACCACCGCAUGCAAGUCAAGUGCCACCACAAGCCGAUUCACUGUUGAUGCUGUUACAACGCUAUCCAGUUAUGUGGCAAGGUUUAUUGGCAUUGAAAACCGAUCAAGCAGCCGUUCAAAUGCAUUUUGUAUUUGGUAAUCCUCAAGUGGCAAGCGGUUCGUUGCCGUGUAAUAGUGAUGGAUCGACGCCACCACUGCGAAUUGCACAGCGUAUGCGAUUAGAACAAGCACAGCUGGAGGGUGUUGCUCGAAAGAUGCAGACGGACAACGAACAUUGUAUGCUAUUGGCUUUGCCUUGUGGUCGAGAUCAUUUGGAUGUAUUGCAGCAGUCAACCAAUUUACAAACCGGCUUCAUCACUUACUUACAACAGAAACAAGCUGCUGGCAUCGUGAAUAUUCCUGCACCAGGAUCUGAACAAGCUGCUUAUGUUGUGCACAUUUUCCCAUCGUGUGACUUUGCCAAUGAAAAUCUAGCCCGAAUUGCUCCCGAUUUAUUGCAUCGCGUCGCUGAUAUUGCUCAUCUACUGAUUGUUAUAGCGACCGUCUGAGUAAAGUGAAAAAAAUUCGAAUCAACCGAACGAUGUCCAAUCAAAGAUUGAAAAUAAUACUGUCCAACAUCGUCAAAAUAAAGAGAAACAAAAAAAGAAAAACAAAUAUAUAACCAAAUUUAUAUGACUACUGCUUGCUGACAAUGGAAACAGAACAUUUCCUUGAACGUAAAAUGAAAAAUCGUUGUAACAAACAAACAAACAUUUUAUUCUCGAUAUAACAAACAAAACACCACUGUUGAUUUUGUAAAUAAGACGAGAUACGGUAUGAUAAGAUUGUAUUAGCUAAGACACAUCUUUUGUACCUAUAAAUAUCCUUUUUUGAUAUUUUGUCAAUUUUUGUAAUUUCAUUCUUACCUCAAAAGUUCUAAACGAAACGAAAAUGAUGCUGUGCGCACCAUACAUACAAAAAAAAAAAACAAUACAAUAUAACAACAACGCAGACACAUGUGUAAUGAUUUUUGUUAAUACAUUUAUAAUUAUCUCAUCAAACCUAUUUGUAUAUUUAAUUAUAUUAAGUUUUGAUCUCACUCUCGUAUACACAAGGAAACAAACAAAAAAAAACAAACUGUGUGUGUGUCUGUCUCUGUGUCUGCGUCAUCGUCGAUCAAUGGAAGAUGGUGUGAGUGCACAAUUAUGCAUCAUAUUUGUUGCCGUUAUAAAUGUUUUAUUGUUGACAAAAUAUCGCGAACAAAAAAGAGCGUGAAAAAAGAGCGUUGUCUUGAACAAGGAUUAUUACUUACACAUUUUUUUAAAAAAAGAAUAUACAUCAAGAAAAUGUAUACGAACUGGGCAAAACUAAAGCAAAUCAUAUAUUCACAUGGAUUUGUCCUUUGUUUCGCAAGCGAAUGAGAGAGCGAAAGAAAUGAAGGAAAAUGCCCCCUCAUAAACACAUACAACAUUGCAUUAUACAUAUUCUUAAUUAAUUAUCUGCGCGCUGUGUUCAAACUAUCAAAUACAAUAAUUUGAAGUUAUGCGAGAAUAAAACCAACAAUUUUAGCAUGGAUCAAUCGGAUUCGAAUUAAACAAUGUAGUACAAUAUAUAGAUACAUUUGAUAUUGGAAAUAAUAUCGCCUUGACAACAUUUCAGCCAAAAAAAAAAAGAACAA